Molecule: messenger RNA, 744 nt
Organism: Triticum aestivum (bread wheat)
Lineage: Eukaryota; Viridiplantae; Streptophyta; Magnoliopsida; Poales; Poaceae
Product: CASP-like protein 1U2
Exons: 1
Coding region: 103-615 (170 amino acids)
Source: RefSeq, a predicted model, not a curated record
UGGAAGGAUUAGGAUAGCAUGCAUAAAUAGCUGCACCAAGCUCCCUCCCACGGCGCCAUCGUAGUCGUAGGCAGCAAAAAUCUAACCGUCGACCCAUCGACCAUGUCUGGAUGGUGGGAGAAGGACGAGCCCAACGGCUCCAAGGCGGUGAGCCUGCUGCUCCGCCUCUCCGCGCUCAUCCUGGCCCUCGCGUCCGCCGUCAUGAUGGCCACGGCCGACGACUGCACGAUCGCCGGCGCGACGCCCACGGCCGUCACCUACCGGGACUACGGCGCCUUCGUGUACCUGGUGGGGGCCAACGUCGCCGCGGCCGUGCUGGAGGCCGCGGCAGUCUACCUGCAGCUCAGCGGCGCCGGUGACGAUGAUGACGACGGGGGCAGCCCGCUCCCAGGGAUCAUCCUGGUCGUCGUCGACGUGCUGGCGCAGGCGCUGCUCUACUCGUCCACGGGCGCCGCGUACGGCGCGGUGGUCGGCGUCGACGUCUGCGUGGCGGUCGGCGCGCAGGUGGGGCGGGCCAGGCUGCUGUCCCUUGGCGCCAGCGUCUCCCUCGGCCUCGCCGCCGUCGUCAAGGACGUCUCGCUGCCGUUCAAUGUCUGGCCCGGCUCGUCGGACUGAGAUGCCGGACGGCCAGCCCAGAGAACCGUGUGCCGUGUUAGUGUGUGUGCGUGCAUGGUACAGUACAGAGUAUGUGGCAACUGUAAGCAUCCUGUACUGGUUGGCUAUUUGAUCACGAGACUUAUUCCA